Molecule: messenger RNA, 951 nt
Organism: Ordospora pajunii
Lineage: Eukaryota; Fungi; Microsporidia; Ordosporidae
Exons: 1
Coding region: 1-951 (316 amino acids)
Molecular function (GO): metal ion binding
Source: RefSeq, a predicted model, not a curated record
AUGAGGAAUGUGUGUCGUUUCUUUCUUGAGGGGAAGUGCAAGUAUGGGGCGAAGUGCAAGUACGAGCAUGUCCAAUACAGUGGCUUGGUUGAUCCGCCUCAGUGGAUAUAUUCGUGUUAUGGGGGCCUAGACAUGACGGAGAUAUCGCCUGAGGAAGCCAGAUUUGCGUUGAUGUGUGGGGACAUGAAGGAAACGCUUGACAACUUUUGGAUAGGCAAUUAUAUGGUGCUGUGCUCGGAGAUGGAUUUUCUUGAGGCGGAAGCCAGGGUUGAAUCGCUAACGAAUAGAUAUGUCGACAUGCGAAUGAAUCCCGAUGUGUUUAUGGCGCCGUUUGAUGUGGAUAGAGUGCUAGGGAUGAUUGGAAAGAUGCGAGAAGAGAAGAUGCGGAGUGGGCAGAGAAAGCAAGGAGAAGCAAGAAGAGGGGAAGUGAGGUGGACAGGCAAUUCGCCAGCAAUGGGCGGGCUUGGGACGCAUUCUGCAUAUGAUAGAGAGUAUAGAGGAAAGGAGCAGAUGCAUAGCCAGCAGGGGAUUGAAGCAGGAGGAAGCAGUACGUUUAAUAGAAGUGCAAGCAUGUUCAAUAGGAAUGCAAGGUAUGGAGAUAAGGCUGGCAUGAGCAUGCACGAGGAUAAAAGCUCUAGAGGAUUUACGAAGGAACCGUACGUAAGAGGAAAUGAUUAUUUGCAGAAGGAAAUGCCUUGGGGAUAUGGCAAAGGGAUUCCUAAGAAGAAUGUUGGGGGGCAUGAUGAAUUUGAUAUGCAAGAUGUGCCGUCGUCGUUUGGAGGGCGCCAUGGUGAGCAGGAGCACCGGAUGGGAGUGCAUGGCUGGGGAAGCAACGGUGCGACACAUGGAGGCAUGCAUGUGCAUAAUGGAAAGCAAGAUGAUUCUGAGUUUAUUGAGGAGGACUUUGAGUAUGGAAAAGUGCCUUACAGUUAUAGAAGGUCUAGUAAGUAG